Molecule: messenger RNA, 2954 nt
Organism: Conger conger (European conger)
Lineage: Eukaryota; Metazoa; Chordata; Actinopteri; Anguilliformes; Congridae
Product: ovochymase-2
Exons: 22
Coding region: 1-2703 (900 amino acids)
Biological process (GO): acrosome reaction; proteolysis
Molecular function (GO): serine-type endopeptidase activity
Source: RefSeq, a predicted model, not a curated record
AUGCCGUCGAUGCUCUUCGCGGUGGCAGGCGUCGUUGACUCCCGCCGCGGCGGUGUCACCGGCUGCAGCUGUAGCGUGUUUCAGCGCGUCGAGGCUGCACCACGCAGUGCCACGCCCAGAUGCGGUCCUGGUUGGUCCCCGCUUCACGACGCCACCAUACCAUUCUCGGAAGGUUCAAAGUGUGGCCUUCCUCAGGUGCAGAACCUUUUGGAUUAUUCCCUAAGAAUUGUUGGGGGUCAGGGGGCGAAGUACGGAUCCCACCCGUGGCUGGUGUCUCUGAGGUCCAGGGGUUUGCACUUCUGUGGGGCGGCGAUCCUCACAGAUCGAUGGAUUCUGUCUGCUGCACACUGCUUCUCCACACUGUCAAAGCGGUUUUUGAAGAACUUGGACGUUGUGGUCGGGGAGUUUGACCGCCGAGUGGCAGACAUCGGGGAACAGACCUUCACGGUGAAUUCUAUCAAAGUCCAUGAGAAGUACCACCAUUCCACCCCGCUGAACUACGACAUUGCGCUUCUGGAGCUGAGCGGGCAGAUCGAGUUUGGUAGGUACGCUCAGCCAAUAUGCCUUCCCCUCCCCAAUGAGGUGUUCGUGCCAGGGGGUGCCUGCACCGUGAGUGGAUGGGGACAGCUAAGAGAACGAGGCCACCUGCCUACCAACCUCCGUGAGGUGCAGCUGGACCUGGUGAAUCAGGCUAAGUGUAAGCACAUCAUCCAGACCGUGAAGCCUGACCAGAAGACCUUCACCGUCAUCUGCGCUGGGCCAGAGAAUGGCGGGAAGGAUGCCUGCCAGGGAGACUCCGGUGGGCCUCUUGUCUGCCCCAGAGAGGGAGGCCGCUGGGCCCUGGCUGGGGUGACAUCAUGGGGGAAGGGAUGUGGCCGAAGCUGGAUCAACAACCGUAGCAAGCCCCCGUGGAAGAGGGGAUCGCCCGGGGUCUUCACCGAUGUCAAAAUGUUCCUACCCUGGAUCAAAGAGAACCUCAGAGAAGGAACACAAGUUCACAGAAAAUCAUCAUCAAGGCUUUGCAGUGCUAUUGAUGGGCUCCAUGCCGGUUUAGGGGGUCUCAUCCGGAAUCCGGAUGAUCCAGGCCACAGCUACAAGAACAAUGAGAUGUGCCUAUGGUCCAUAAACGUCCCCCCUGGGAAAAGCAUCCUGCUGGAGUUUUUGGAGUUUGAUGUGGAGAAUGACACCCACUGCACCAGCGACCAGCUGGCUGUGUUCGCUGGCACAGACAGGCUUAUCGGGAGGUUCUGCGGCAGCCGGCUCCCCUCCCCCAUCCUGGUGGACUCGUCCGGGAUCACGCUCCAGUUCCUGUCCGACUUCAGCGUCGCCGGCACCGGCUUCGCCGUCAGGUUCCAUGCGGUGGAGCCGCAUUCUGCGCGGUAUGAGUCAGCCUGCGACGGGGUCGCAGUCCUCCAAUCCGAGGGUGUCGUUCAGACCCUCCAUUACCCCGAGCCCUACGGCAACGACUCGGACUGCCGCUGGGUCGUCCACGCCCCCUCCGGCCACGUCGUCAAGCUGGAAUUUGAUGACUUUGAUGUGGAGCCGUCGGAGGAGUGCGUGUAUGAUUCCCUGGUGGCUUUCGGCGAUGUAGAGGGGAAGGAUGAGAUAGCGGUGCUCUGUGGCAGGGGCCUGCCCCCUCCCCUGCUCAGCUACAGCAGCGUCCUGGUGCUGAGGUUCACCUCCGACGGCACGGUGUCCCACCGGGGCUUCCGUGCCACCGCGUCCUUCAUCAGCGAGAGAGAUCUGCACCAAGAGGAACCGGUUGAACAUGAAGAGAAUGUUGGCGGCGAUGACUACGCCCAUGGGUUGUCUCCCUGGAGGCAAGGUUUGUGUGGAGUGGCGCACGUACCUGCGAUGGCGGGGGCGGCCCUGAGUCGCGUGGUCGGCGGGGAGGAGGCGGAGCCUCACUCCUGGCCGUGGCAGGCCAGCCUCAGCCUGGCUUCCGGACACUUCUGCGGGGGUGCCGUCGUUCGGCCCACCUGGGUCCUGACCGCCGCCCACUGCCUGCACAGUCUAGAGAGGAAAUACAGCAGUUUUCUCUCAGUCCUCACGGGAGUCCACGACCUCAACAGGAGGGACCCCGGUGAGCAGAGACGCGCAGUGAGGAGGGUAGUGUUUCACCCGGGCUACAGUGACACCUCGCUGGAUUGCGACGUGGCACUCGUGGAGCUGGAGGCCCCUCUGCAGUUCAACGACCGCGUCAGCCCCGUCUGCCUGCCCGGAUCCCGACUGGAAGUCCCGCCCUCCCACGUAUGCACUGUCUCCGGGUGGGGCAGCUUGGCAGUUGGACAGGGUAACAGGACGCUGCAGCAGCUGCACUUGCCGGUGCUGGACCGUGGAGAGUGUGAGCAGUACUACCCCGGCAGGCUAACACACAGCAUGUUCUGCGCGGGGUUUCCGCAGUCAGAGGGGAAGGACACAUGCCUGGGAGAUUCGGGAGGGGCCUUGGUGUGCCGGUCUGAAGGCUCCGGUUACUUUGUCUACGGAGUGACCAGCUGGGGCCAAGGCUGUGGAAGGUUCCGGAGACCCGGAGUCUACACCUCGGUGCCACUCCUCCAGGACUGGAUUCUGGAGCAGCUGGAGCGUGAUUCUUUGGUGGAUGACAGAAAGGGAUCACAGCUAAGAACCGUCUCACAGCAGGAGAACUGGACUUUCAACAAUGGGGACAAUGACUUUUGGGCUGAGUCUUCUGGAGCGGAUUAGCACAAUUUAUUUCAUUUUUCUUCAAUGGAUUUAUCCUGAUGCAUAUUUGAAAGUUGUUUUAAGUAAGAUGUGUAGCAUGCUGCUAUUUUAUUAAUCAGAAAAUGUAUUUGAAACCGGUGGUUCCGUUUUUACGGUUUUGCAUGUUUCAUAAUUUUGUGUAAAUAUUUGACUUAUAAUUGUCCCAUUAAAUGAAUUAUAAACUGCUUCCACCCUGUUGCAGCCUGAUAAUAAUAAAGUUUUUAUAUACAAAA